Molecule: messenger RNA, 495 nt
Organism: Rotaria sp. Silwood2
Lineage: Eukaryota; Metazoa; Rotifera; Eurotatoria; Philodinida; Philodinidae
Source: the annotation of a GenBank genome assembly
AUGAAAAAUAUACGUUUUAUAUUAGUUUUUUUACAUACUAUAAUAAUAGUUUGUGCUACAAUUAAUCUACAUCCUCAUUUAACUCGUGUCACCAAUGCAUCUGAUCAUAAAAAACAAAUCUCAGCUAUUCUUGGUUAUGUUAUUAAUUUAAUUUGUAUUACAAUCUAUCAUACGGCUAGUAUUAUAGCUGUAUGGUUUAGUCGUUAUGAUGCUGAUAUAAUACGAGCAAGUGGAAUAUUAUUAAUUGGUGAACUAUUACAAGUUAUUGCAUUGAUUAUUCAUUAUACAUUGAACAAGGAACAGAUUGGAGGUGGUGAAGGUUUUUUUAUUAUAAUAUUUGGCUUGUUGUUAUUGACAACAAUAUUGAUUACAUUUCGAUUAGCCGAAAAAACUUCCAAACAUCAAAAUAAUUUAAUGCAACUGAAGUUACUUGCCGAUUCUGUAUGUGGCAUAUCGAUGGAUAAUGAAAAUGAACCUACACUUAUUUUAAAUUAA